AUGGGUAUCGUAGAAUAUCUUCAAGUCAUGCUGUUUGUAUUUAAUUUGACUCUCUCCACUGCGGCAAAGAAAGCGGUAAAUUGUCAAAACUUCAAGUUUGUUAUGGAUGAAGAUGUCGUCUAUAAUCACAUUCUUGAGGGUCACGUGUUUCAAAGAUUGACAGUCCACAGCGCCAUCCAGUGUCACGUGAAGUGCAAAGAUGACUGUUUAUGCGUAUCCAUGAACUAUUUCCCUUACUCCAUGGAAAAUAACUGCGAACUUAACGUUGCCAACAAAGUCAUGGAACCAGCGGCGAUGAAACGGAGGCAAGAAGGAAAUUAUUAUGAUUUAGUGAGAAGCUACACGGUGAAGGUGAGAUGACAUUGUUUAUGAAAUUCCUUUUUCAUUUAUUUAUAAACUUUCGUAAAUAAAAUAAAUAUUCCCACAUGAUCAAGUUUUCCGGUACUCCUUAAAAAACAGUUCUUUUUAAAAUGUUUUAUAUGUCAGUUCGGGCAAAGAAAAUUUUGUGCAUACCAUUUUGAUUGAUUUAGACAAAAUCAAAACAAACUGAUUUGGCUGAGAGAGGAUUGGGUUCAUUAUCUUUCUCGCAAACUUUUUCUAAGCGGCCAUGUUGCAAUGCGAAGGGGACGGCAGAACCAAAGUGACAACAAAUUGCAUAAAGACGUCAUUGACUUAACCAUUGCUGUAUUACUACAUUUCAAAUGAAAUUUUGAUGGACAUUUCAUCUCCAUUCUGGCACCCCGCUAUGUGUUGCGUGCACACGUACUUUGCUCGCACUGUUUGUUAUCAAUUCGAUCCGUUUCCAAUAAGAUUUGUCGAUGGUUACUCAAACGUACAUGCCAACCCAAUUCGAUGAACAUGCUGAGCUAAAAUUAACAAUUGGUUCAUACGUCAGCGUGCGUUCAUCGAGAUAUGAAGCACGCGGGAAGUUUGAAAAUCUUUUUCUCGAGGGAUUUGUUCGCUGACGUCAUGAGCGUGCACAAUAGGAAUAUAAAGCACGCUCGUGCAAUUGAAUUUGAUUAGACAAAUUUACUAGCUAUGUUAUAAAAAACCUUUGAAUGUUGCUGUAGGGUGGAGACAAAUACACGCCAGAGAAGCAUCAUUGCAUUAACAGAUGCUGCCGCACCAAUCCUUGUCUCAAUGGAGGGGUAUGUCAGGAGAUUUGUGACACUCACAGCACCAGGUUUAACUGUACCUGUCCUAACACAUACUCUGGUCAGCGGUGUGAGAAGAUGAAACAUCCGAGAAGCUGCAAAGACAUAGCUAAGAACGGUGCCUCGACAUCAGGAAAAUACGACAUCUACGAUUCAAACAGUGAACGGUUUUCUGUUUACUGUGACUUGCAGUCUGAACCUGGCUUUGUAUGGACGUUAAUACAAUCGUUUUCCUUGGCUAAGAGAAAAGCCUUCACGAAUGCAGGGUUUGGCAAGAACUUUGAGAUUGAUAUUGAAGAGGGGGAAGUGAAUUGGAACGAGUUCCGACUAUCCUUAUUACAGAUGCAGUCUCUUGCUAUUUACUCCACACAUCUGAGAGUAACCUGUAACUUUUCUAUGGAUGGUUUGCAGUUUACGGACUACGCACGCGCUAAGCUGGCAGGUCAUGACAUUUUUGGUACCUGGGUGACAUGUCAGAUGUACGAAUAUGUUAACAUCCGAGGAAUCCAUUGCUCUAAUUGCACUGCCCUGACAAAACAGCUGGAAGAUACGUCUUGGCACAUAAAGAGUGACAAGAGCAUAGAAGCCGGAUGUGAAUUUGAUGGAAAACCAGGUGCAGUCCCUGAUGAAAAAAAUUUCGGACAAUUUCACGACCGUACUAAAAAUCAGCAUCACCGCUGCUCGUUUUCUCCUGCGUCCACAACGCAGCAUUGGUUUGGAGCUAAAUAUGAAUUGUAA
This is a messenger RNA of Pocillopora meandrina, 1892 nucleotides long. Lineage: Eukaryota; Metazoa; Cnidaria; Anthozoa; Scleractinia; Pocilloporidae. The record is from the annotation of a GenBank genome assembly.